Molecule: messenger RNA, 1547 nt
Organism: Scomber japonicus (chub mackerel)
Lineage: Eukaryota; Metazoa; Chordata; Actinopteri; Scombriformes; Scombridae
Gene: syt12
Product: synaptotagmin XII
Exons: 7
Coding region: 1-1290 (429 amino acids)
Biological process (GO): calcium-ion regulated exocytosis; cellular response to calcium ion; regulation of calcium ion-dependent exocytosis
Molecular function (GO): clathrin binding; SNARE binding; phosphatidylserine binding
Source: RefSeq, a predicted model, not a curated record
AUGUCCUCGGCUCAAAGUGGGGAUAUAUCAGGCUACCAUCUGAGUGUGGUGCGUAACCCGCCGGGCUGGGAGGUGGGGAUCUACCUAGUGGGCUUCUUCGUGCUGCUGGGUGUGGCCGGGCUUAACAUCUGGAAGCUGUGGAAAUCUGGAACUUUCCCCGCGCCAUCCCCCUUCCCCAACUUUGACUACCGGUACCUGCAAGAAAAAUAUGGAAACUCCUUCUCUGAAGUCAGGCAAAAGAGAGUGGCCGCCAACAACCACCGGCGGGCUUCCACCGCCUCCAGCCGCAAACCCAGCCUGGCCCUGGGUGACACCCCAGACGUCUUCAGGGACUUGGGCCACCUGGAGCUGAUGAGCAGGGAGCUUGACCCUUCUGGCAUUGCCCAGCUCAACCGUUCCAUGUCCACCGACUCGCUCAGCUCCAUCUCAUCCAUCGCCAAUAACUUCGGCCAUGACUUCACCGUCGGCCAGUUGGAGGUUACUCUGGAAUUUGAGCAGUCCAGACUGUCACCUCAGGGAGCGGGAAUGCUCCAUAUCAACAUGCACCAGGGCAAGGACCUGCUGGAGAGGGAGGAAGGAGACUUUCCAGGCUGCUUCAUCAGAGUCUCUCUGGGACCAGAAGAGCUAAACAUCGGAGUCACAAGGGUCCAGACAAAUGCAUACACCGUGAUUUUUGAUGAGCGCUUCUCCAUCCCUCUGGACUUGGCCAGUCUGGAUGAGUGCAGCCUGCGAUUUGCCGCUUUUGGUAUCGAUGCUGAGGAGAGGAACAUCAGUGCGGGGGUAGCAGAUCUCAAGCUGUCAGACCUUGACCUGACCAUAAGACCAUUCAAUGCCUGGCUUUACCUUCAGGAUGUCAAUAAGGCUGUGGAUGCAGUCGGGGAGAUCCUCUUGUCUCUCAGCUACUUGCCUACAGCAGAGCGCCUCACAGUGGUUGUGGCCAAAUGUAAGAACCUGGUGUGGACCAACAGCAAGAACACUGCAGACCCAUUUGUCAAAGUGUAUCUCCUGCAAGACGGCAGGAAGAUCAGCAAGAAGAAGACGUCCACCAAAAGGGACGACACAAACCCGAUAUUCAAUGAAGCCAUGAUCUUCUCUGUGCCGUCCCUCGUCCUGCAGGAGCUCUCCUUGAGGGUGACGGUGGCAGAGGCCACAGAUGACGGUAGGGGCGAGAACCUGGGUCAUGUGAUCAUCGGCCCAGAGGCCAGCGGGAUGGGGAUCACCCACUGGAACCAGAUGCUCGCCACUCUGAGGAAGCCUGUGUCCAUGUGGCACCCUCUGCGCAGGAUCUAGUCCUAUCGACUCUCGCACAUACUCGACCUAUUUCAAGUUAAACACUCGCUUCUUCACGUUCCUUUCUCCUCCCCACUUGCCAUGCUCAAAUCUAUGGCACUGUUUAGUAAAACAGAGUUUACAUUGUGGUCCACAGGAGGAUACUGCAUGUGGUCUGUGUCACUCUCGUGGCACAACAGCCAGCAUGCAACACAUUGAAGUAAAAACCAUAUCAUCAUAUAAGGGUGAGGAAUUUGAUAAGCCAGUGUUUGACCCUG